AUGUGGACAUUGGUAUGGGUGUAUCUAUCUUAUUUGAUUAGUUUCAUCGUCAGUGGAGUGAUUGUCUUAUCAUUGUUUGGCAUAUCAACUGGAAUUCGAGAGCGCUGUGCCGAGUUACUGUUGGUUAUUUUCGCAGUAAGUGAAUUUUGUUUGUUUUGUUAUGUUUUUAGGUAACAAAUGAUGUUUGUUGAAGGCUUUUGAGGUAAUAACAGCUGGGUUUGGCGAUGGAAAAGGUAGUAACAGCUAGGCAAGGUAGAGUAGGGUAGGGUACGACCUUUUCAAAUGGCAAACCUCAGGUUUUAAGCUUUUUAAACCAAAAUAUCUAUUUUAAUCCUUAGUUUCUGUCGAAAAAAUAAAAAACUAUAGCGUUGAGUAGCUAUAGAACCUGAUACAGGUUUUGUGCCGGCGUAAUUGACCAACACUCGUCGGUGAAGGUUAAAGAAGAUGCUAGGUUGUCCGCAUGGGAUCGAACCUUUGAAUUAAAUAAAUUUGAAUUUGUAUGAAUGGAUUGAUUACCACUGCACUAAGCAGGGCAGUCUUUUCGUUAUUUCGUUGCGGGGAAAAGCCAACCGGCUGGUUAGAGGAAAACGAGAGAGUGGGAAGGGAUGUUAUUCAUGAAGAACAAGUGGUCUUUAACGUUUUUUUUUUUGUUUUUAAGAGGUAUUGGUUAAUAUAAGUAAGGGAGCGGGGAUUCUAAAAGGUGUAUCGAUGAAUUUAGAAGGUAUGUAGAUUAAAAAUGACAGUCAAGAGCUGAAAAACAUUGGAAAAAAUCUUGGAAAACCAAAAAAAUUUACCAAAAACCUAACAAAUUAAGGAAAACACCAAUUUAAAGCCUUAAAAACUUAAAAAUCAGUUCAAAAAAUAAGUUUUUGCCAUUUUAGUGGGCCGCUCGAUUGGAAGAAGAGUGUGAGGAAUGCGAUGAGAACGAGAAAGAAGGCCUAGAAAGCGCCGAAAUUCAAGAUUUUGGCAGUGGAGGCACAGAAAGUCAUCGACGGCCAAAGAGGAAGAGGAGGAACUCACAGGAUCAACGUAGGGUUUACAAUGUCAUUUUGGGUUUAAAAGUGUCAUUUUGGCUAAAAAAUGUCACCUCAUGCUUUAAAGGAACCGUUCAUUGAAUUUUUUUGAAUGAAAUUUUUUCGCGGGUUUUCCAAUGUUUUCGAUUAAUUUUUUGAGAAUUUUUAUUUCUAAAAAUUAUUUUCAUUUGAUUUAUUCCUUACGGACGCGGUUGCAUAUUUUGAACCAUAUUGAGGUUUUCAGUUUAUAUUUUACUACUUUUACUUUAAUAUUCUACAUAUUCUUUGUUCUAAACUGUAAAAACAUGUUCCUUGCCAUAAUGAAACCGUUUUUAAACUUCUAGUUCAGUAAAACUUUUAAACAAUAGUGUAGGUCUUACUUUACUAUUGGUUUAAAAAUGCCAGGUUUCGUUAGAGAGUAAAGAGCUGCUAAUUCGACGUCAAAAGUAAGUACUUCCGUGUCUUUUCGAUUGCAGGACUUUAGAUCACAUUUACUGGCUGAAAAAUAUUAAAAUUGAGAUUGAGCUACAGAAUAUUAACGCGACGUGGCUGCCGACACACAGUUUAGUAACAUUUUGUGUCUAAAUGACUUAUUAUGCUGUAAAAUUUUAAUAACUUUAAAUUUUGUACUACCCGAGAGACACUUCUUGAGUUGUUUAAUGUCACAAGUGUUUUCAAAAAGCAAUUCCGUCAAUGUUUUCAAACGUAUUGAGUAGUAUGGCAUUGUUGUUUUCUUUCCUAUUCAGACCUUUAAAAUGUCAAAACACCCAAGACACAAGCCUUUUUUCUUCUGAAGCUUUAUAGGCAAUAUUACACUAGAUUUUUAGUGUUUCUACAGCUUAAAAGUAACUUAAUCAUCUACUGUUUGGUCUUAAAUUACUCUACAGACAAUAUGCUACAAUAUCUUACCUAUUACGUUAUUUCAAGGAUAACACCAUUAUAUGUGAUCUAAAGUCCUGCAAACGAAAAGAAACGGAAAUACUUACUUUUGACGUCGAAUUAGCAGCUCUUUACUCUCUAACGAAACCUGGCAUUUUUAAACCAAUAGUAAAGUAAGACCUACACUAUUGUUUAAAAGUUUUACUGAACUAGAAGUUUAAAAACGGUUUCAUUAUGGCAAGGAACAUGUUUUUACAGUUUAGAACAAAGAAUAUGUAGAAUAUUAAAGUAAAAGUAGUAAAAUAUAAACUGAAAACCUCAAUAUGGUUCAAAAUAUGCAACCGCGUCCGUAAGGAAUAAAUCAAAUGAAAAUAAUUUUUGGAAAUAAAAAUUCUCAAAAAAUUAAUCGAAAACAUUGGAAAACCCGCGAAAAAAUUUCAUUCAAAAAAAUUCAAUGAACGGUUCCUUUAAAAUGCCACUUUGGCGAUUUUUGAUUGAGAAGUGUCAUUUUUGGGUAUAAGAAUGUCAUAAAGGGAUAAGAAUGUUAUUAGGUGCCGACACAAAGAACCCGCCUACUUUGCCUGUAAUCUUCUUAAAAAAUGGCGGGUUCUUUAUGGUGGCAAUUAAAAAAAUGUCAUCUCAUGCAUAUGUAAAAAUUUCGUUUUAGGCAAAUGUAAUUUUAAGUUUAAAAAUGACGUUAUAGGCUUGAAAAUGUUACAGUCAAUAAAAAUGUCUCUUUGGGUAAGAAAUGUCAUUUUUGGAUAUAAAAAUGUCAUUCCGGCUUAAAAAUGUCACUUUAGGCAAACAAUUUUCAUUUGCAGUUUGAAUAUGACACUUUAUGUUUGAAAAGUCAUUUUUAAUAAAAAAUGUCGCGUUAGGCUAAAAAAUGUCAUUUUAUAUCAAAAAUGAUACUAUAGGCUUAAAAAUGUCAUAGUAGAUAAAAAUUAUAACUUUGGGUAUAAUUUUUCAUUUUUGUUAAAAAAAUGCUAUUUUGGAUUAAAAAAUGUCACCUUUUGUUUAAAAAUGUCAAUUUAUGCUUGAAAAGGACAUUAUAGGCUUAAAAAUGUCAUACAGGAUUUUGAAAUGUCAUUUUUGAUUUAAAAUGUCAUAGUCAAUAAAAAAUGUCUCUGUGGGUAUAAAAUGUCAUUUUUUGUUAUGAAAAUGUCAUUUUGGUUUAAAAAAUGUCACCUUAUGUUUAAAAAUGUCAUUUUAUGCUUAAAAAUCACAUGCUAGAUUUCUAAAUGUCAUUUUCGAUUUAAAAUUUUAUUUUGAAUUAAUAUUGUUUUAUGUUUAAAUAUGUUUUUUUUGUUUGAAAAUAUCAUUUUAUGCUUAAAAAUGUCAUACUGGAUUUCGAAAUGUCAUUUUCGAUUAAAAAUGUUAUCAUUUAUUAAAAAAUGUCUCUUUGGUUAUGAAAUGUCAUUUUGGAUAAAAAAAAUUUUUUAUUCUCUCUAUUUUCAGACCUGAUCCAACGUCAAUGGACCAACUCGGUGGACCGAAAACUUCACCAAUCUGACUACGAAACCGAUGACAACGGUGAUGGUGAAGCCGAGGUUCAGAAGAAAAAGAACACCGUGAGCACGAUAGUCAACGACUCGAUGGAGAUUAUGUUGGCUGGGGUUGAGUCGAUCAUUGAGGAUGAGGUCACCAGCAGGUUUAAGGCGGCUGCUUUACCUUCGUGGAACUUACUUAGUAGAAGUCGGACUGGUUAUGGGCAUGUUAAGUAAGUUGGGGGGUUGUUAUAUCAGUUUCGGGGGUUUGAUGACAUUUUUGAUGUCAUACGGGACAUUUUAGAUUGAAAGUGACAUUUUAUGAUAAAGGUGACAUUUUUGAACCCAGUAUGACACUGUUAUACCACAAAUGACUAAACUAAAAAUUUUUGUUUUAGCUGGAAGUUGAUGACAAUCUGGGGCCUUGGUGUGGCAUUCCGAUACUUUGUACUCGUACCAGUCAGAUUUAUAUUAUUCUUGAUCUCACUCUUGUUAUUACUGUUUAACGCUUUUUGGAUUGGACUCAUUCCUAAUGAAAAGUAAGUUUACCUAAUCCUACUUUUACGUUUACUUUUACUCCUACCCUGUGUUUUGGCGGACCGGUCCGCGGAUGGGUCCGGUCCGGACCGAAACAAAAAUUUUUUUCCGGGCCGGACCCAAAAGUUUGAAAGUUUAGACCGGACCCGAAAAUCGCCGGACCGGACCGGUGAAAAACGCUCCGACCGCUCCGGGCAAGACACUGCCCCUACCCUUACGUUGCUCUACCCUACUAUCUUAAUUACUGCUCCUAGCCUUUAACUUUGCCUUUACCUCUACUUUACUCCUAAAUCUAGCCUACCCUUUAAUCGGCUUAGGUUUAACAAGCUUAGACUUGUAGGCUUAGUGUUAGAGUUUUAUAAUUAGUAGGCUUACACUUGGCAGGUUGGUUUUUCUAAAUUAAUACUUAGUUUUACUCUGCCUUCUUCUGUUUUAUGCUUUGGAUUAUACUUUACUCUGCCUUGCUUACUCCCGGCUCUUCUUCUAUCGUCACCUUGCUUUUACCUUAUUAUAAAACUUCUUGUAAUUAGACGUUAAGACUUGUAUUUUACUAUAGUUUGUCAUUUUUUAGUAAUAUUGAUGUUUUAGUGUUCGAAUCGUAUGCAACAAGUACAGUAUGUUGAUGUUCUCCAGGAUUUUGUCCAGAGCUUUCUCUUCGAUUAUCGUUUUCCAUGACAAGUAAGGUUAAGAUUGGUAUAUUAUAUUAUAGUAGGCAUUAACAAAAAGUUUUUGUUUGAACAAGGAUUUUUAAUUUAAUUUUGAAUUUUCCGAAAUUUCAAAUUUUUAUAAAUUUCGAUUUUUUGAAAAAUUUUUAAAAAAUUUAUAAAAUUUAAAAUUUCAGACAAAACCGCCCUAAAAGUGGAAUAUGCGUAGCCAAUCACACCAGCCCAAUUGAUGUUAUGAUACUGAGUACUGACAAUGUUUAUGCUAUGAUUGGUCAAAGACAAGGUGGCAUUCUUGGGCUGGUGCAGACGGCUGUCAGCAGAUCAGCUCAUCAUAUUUGGUUCGAGAGGAGCGAGGCCAAGGAUAGGAAUGUGGUCAGGACUACUCUGAGGUAGGGUUUUUGGAUUUUUAGGCUUUCUUCCAUUUUCUGUUUUGUAAAGAAAGUUCUUGCCACUUUUUAUUCUGUAAAGAAAGUUCUUGUCAUUUGAUAUCCUGUAAAGAAAGUUCUUGCCAUUUUUUGUUUUGAAAAGAAAGUUCUUCCUGUCUUCGUUUCUGUAAAGAAAGUUCUUGCUAUCUUCGGAUCUGUAAAGAAAGUUCUUGCAAUUUUUUGUUUUGUAAAGAAAGUUCUUGUCAUUGUUUAUUUUGUAAAGAAAGUUCUUGCUAUUUUUCGCUCUGUAAAGAAAGUUCUUGCUAUUUUUCAAUUUGUAAAGAAAGUUCUUGUCAUUUUAAUUUUAAAAUUUAAAUUUUAGAGAACACGUUGAAGACCCUAAGAAACUUCCGAUUCUGAUCUUCCCAGAAGGCACGUGCAUCAACAACACCUCAGUCAUGAUGUUCAAGAAGGGUUCAUUCGAAGUGGCAGACUCGGUUCAUCCCAUCGCUAUGAAGUAUGACAAUAGACUUGGUGAUGCUUUCUGGAACAGCUCGGCUCAAGGAUACUUUUCCUACCUCAUGUCUAUGAUGACUUCUUGGGCUUUGAUGUGUCAGGUGGGGGAUUGUGAAGGUUUUGGAGGAGUAGAGUAGGGUAGGAUUAGACUAAAAAAGUUCAUGGUAUGAUUAGAGGGGGGUUACGGUAGAGUAGUAGGGCUUUGAUUGGUACGUAUUUGAACACGUUGAUAUAUGUUUAAUCUUUGCAGGUAUGGUACCUACCACCAAUGAAACGAGAGCCAGGAGAGGAUGCAGCGGUCUUUGCCAGAAGAGUCAAACGAGUAAUCGCUCAACAAGGCGGCCUGGUCGAUUUGGAAUGGGAUGGAAAUUUGAAGCGGACUAUGGUAAGGAAUCCUGUUUUAUUUCUCUAAUGUUUGAUUCGUACAAUUUAAAGUCAUAAAAAUUAAUAAUAUAGGGGUAGAGGGGACAAAGUUUAGUAGGCUUAGGUUCAGUAGCCUCUGCCUUAGGCUAUUAGCCUUUUCUUUACAAAGUUAAGAUGGUUAAGAAGUGCUGCACUUCAGUAAAUGAGAUUAAAAUUACCCUUUGAUCUACCCUACUCAUCCCUCGAAGAAAACUUGAGCUAAAUUGCCAUACUCGCUGUAAUUUGUUGGGUCGUUUUACAUCGAGGCAAAUGUUAUAUAAAUCCUUAAUAUGACAUAAGAAACCGUUGCGUAAUACCAUUUCUUGCAAUUCCUCUAAGGCUAUCUUAUUGUAUCAUAAAGCUGGGUAACAGCGCAUAAUUUUUUUCAAUACUGUUUAUGUAAUCAACUUUCAGGAUAGGGCCGGGUAGGCUAGUGAAAUAUACGCUAGGAGAGGGUAGAGGUAGGGGUAAAACGAAGGGGCUGGGGUAUGAGUAGGGUAGGGUAGGGGUGGGAAUAGGGUAGGGUAGGGGUGGGAGUAGGGGCAGGGGCAAAAGAUAGGGGUAGGGUAAAGCAGAGCAUGGACUGGGUAUGAGAAGGGAAUUUAAGAUAAAGCAGGGUAAAGUAAGGUACAGUAGGGUAGAGUAAAAUAGUUUAGGGUAGGGUGGGGUAAAUUAGGGUAGGGUAGGAUAGGAUAUGGUGUGGUAGGGUAGGGUAGCGUAAGGUAAGGUAAGGUAGGGUUUAACCUCAAAACUUGUGGCACCGGUAUACGGUAGUAAUUCCUCGGCAGUACUAAUAGUAUAAUACUUUAUGACUAUUUUUACUCAGACUUACUGUUGUUUUCUAUAAUCUUAAACUUUAGGUACCAGAAAAGCUAAAAGACGCCCAAAAAGAGCUGUUUUACCAAUACCUAUACCGUACCACAUCGAUCGCUGGCGAACUUUCGGCCGAAGAAAUCGAAAUCAUCAAACAGUUUGAGCAGGUAGGCUUAUCUUUGACCUUAUCAAUGGCAAAUUUCAAAAUAUUGAAAACUCGAAAGUUGAAAAAAUGACAUUUCCCAUCUUGUAGGAGCAUAAUAUGUCCGAACAAGAUGCAUUUGAAGAUGACAAACAUGAUAGACCUCUGCAUCUCAAGUCCGACUAA
Molecule: messenger RNA, 7005 nt
Organism: Bursaphelenchus okinawaensis
Lineage: Eukaryota; Metazoa; Nematoda; Chromadorea; Rhabditida; Aphelenchoididae
Source: the annotation of a GenBank genome assembly